This is a messenger RNA of Dermacentor andersoni, 726 nucleotides long. RefSeq lists its product as uncharacterized. Lineage: Eukaryota; Metazoa; Arthropoda; Arachnida; Ixodida; Ixodidae. The record is from RefSeq and is a predicted model, not a curated record.
GCAAACAAACGAGCUCGCGCCAUUUAAUGAACAAAAUCGAACCGAAGAACACCGAAUAAUGGCGGCGCAGUGGCGGGCUCAACAGCCGCCAGGAUUGGAAGGCUUGCAGCAGGACCCCUACUACGAGGCAUUCCCAGGCACGCCCGACGUGUAUUUCCCCGCUGCGCCGACGGCCGGGACGCAGACCACAAGCGAAUACCAGAAGAAGAGUCCGGACGACUACUCCGCCAACUCGUGGUGCCUGUUCCUGCUGCGUGUUUGCGCCAUAGGGAUUGUGCUGCUAGUGUGCAGCCUGAUAGCCUUCGUCAUGUUGGGCGGGAGCAGAUUGUUCGAGAGCAGUCACCCUACUACCACCACCGAGACCGCAUCUGCCACCUCGUUAACGUCCCCGCCUCCUCUGUCAACGAUAAGGCAAGGUCCAAAACCAAGGACCGAACCUACCGAACCUAGCGUGACGUAUGGGGAAAUCUACACUGAAGGAGGGUAUGCAGUUGCGGUCAAUGACUCUCAGUAUGGCGAAGGUCAUGAGAAGGUGCUGCACGCCGACGAAGUACUUGAAAGCGUUCCACUGAACCUUGCCCCUCGGCAUCCACGAAAGCCUCGUGGCAGGGCCACUACGGCUAGAAGGAAGAGAACCAGUAGGAAGCUGAAAUGAUUGGACUCCUCAACAACGCAUGAUCAAAUACGUGCAAAAAUUGUGCUCGUGUAGCGCAGUAAUAAAAAUGU